AUGACAACAGCACAAUUCAUCCACAUCGACCCAACCUCCUUCACAGGGAAGCCAUGGGCUAAAGUCGAUGGCCCUGGAUGGUCCUACAAGCAAAAUCCUCACCAGCGCGAAGUGAUCAGCCUAAUAGGACAGGAAGACAAGUUCAACACCGACAAUGCGGGCUUCGCGGUCUACAAGUCGCCCGCCAAGGAGAAGUUAUUUGAAGAUGACAGCACAGUCAGAAACUCUUACUAUCCCGAAGUAGAGUCUAUGCUCCGCUCGAAACUGCCUGGAAUCAAGAAGGUCGUCAUGUUCGAUCACACGAUCCGUCGUCGCAAGAAGGACGCACCGCGCCAGCCUGUCCAACAAGUCCAUGUAGACCAAACGCCAGGUGCUGCCGCCGCACGUGUCCGUCGCCAUUUGCCAAAGGAGGAAGCAGAAGAAUUGUUGAAGGGUCGCUACCAGAUUAUCAAUGUAUGGAGACCAAUCGAGAAUCCCGCGUCGGACACGCCUCUUGCAGUAGUCGACUGGCGCAGCACCGAGCCUUCGGAUUUCGUUCCUGUGGACCUUCUCUACCCUAAGACCUCCAUCAACGCUGACGGGGAUGCUCGCGGAAAAGAAGUCCUGCCUGAUGCUGAAUCUUCGACAUCAACUGAAGGCUACGAAAUUUUCGGCGAGACACUCUCGGUUGCACCAAACGACAAGCACAAGUUUUACUACAUGAAAGACAUGUCUCCGGAGGAGGUGAUGCUCCUGAAGUGCUACGAUUCACGGGGUGACGGCGAGCCGGGUGGGAAGAAGGGAACGGCCCUCAGGGUCGCACAUACGGCCUUUACGGAUCCAAACACUCCGGCUGAUGCACCUGGUCGCCAGAGCAUUGAGGUUAGAUGCUUGGUGUUUUACGAGUAG
This is a messenger RNA of Didymosphaeria variabile, 888 nucleotides long. RefSeq lists its product as uncharacterized. The transcript has a single exon. The record is from RefSeq and is a predicted model, not a curated record. Bases 1 to 888 code for a protein of 295 amino acids. NCBI's taxonomy places the organism in Eukaryota, Fungi, Ascomycota, Dothideomycetes, Pleosporales, Didymosphaeriaceae. Gene Ontology annotation, molecular function: oxidoreductase activity.